AUGUCGACCACAAAUUUCACAAGAGGUGGAACACAGACGAAAACAUUGGAACUGAUAUGCUCCCCUUCGAGCCCUUUGGCGGGCUGGCCUCAGCCAAGAAUAGUUUCUUUCGCAGCAGUUAACAAUCUCCUCUCCGUCACAGCGUUUCUUGGAAAUUCUGUCCUCCUUGUUGCCCUUCACAAGGAGUCCUCCCUUCAUCGACCGUCCAAACUAUUGUAUCGUAGUCUGGCAACAACUGAUCUGUUGGUUGGUCUUGUUUGCCAGCCUCUAACUGCUACUUUUUUUAUAUACUUGGUUCACGAACACUGGGGUCUUUCAGUUAACAUAUUCCUCUCCAUCACAGCAUUUCUUGGAAAUUCUCUCAUCCUUGUUGCUCUUUACAAGGAAUCUUCCCUUCAUCGACCGUCCAAACUCUUGUAUCGUUGUUUGGCUACAACUGAUCUCUUGGUUGGUCUUUUUUGCCAGCCCCUCACAGCUACUUAUUGGAUGUCCGUAGUUCGCGAACACCGGAGUCUUUGUCUAUACUUAGGCUAUGCAAACUACAUAAGCUAUGCACUAUGUGGAGUGUCUCUGUUGACGAUGACGGCCAUAAGCGUGGACAGACUUCUCGCCUUGUUGUUGGGUCUGAGAUACAGACAAAUUGUAACUUUGAAGCGCACCUACAGAAUUGUAGCUGCCUUUUGGGUUUUUUCUCUCGUCGGGGCUUUCCUAACUACCAUAAUUGAUCAUCGUAUAAUGUCUUUCUGCGCCUUCCUAUUUAUACCACUUUGCAUGAUUAUUUCACUGGGCUCAUACACAAAGAUUUUUUGCACUCUCAGGUAUCAUCAGACUCAAGUACACGAUCAUGUUCAUCAACAGCCGAGCCAACCAAUUGCACUAAACAUGGCUCGAUACAGAAAGGCAGUGAACAGCGCACUGUGGGUGCAGUUAGCAUUAAUUGUUUGUUAUGCACCAUUCUUUACGGUGGCAAUGGCAAUCGCUCAUAGUACAUCGUCUUCAUCACACUUGGUCGUCAUAUUGCAAAUAACGACUGUAUUAGUUUACUUUAACUCGACGUUAAAUCCGUUUCUUUACUGCUGGAAGAUUAGUGAAGUAAGACAAUCAGUAAAGCAGACAAUCAGACAAGCAGUUUGCUUUUCAUGGACUUAG
This is a messenger RNA of Stylophora pistillata, 1149 nucleotides long. RefSeq names its product melanocyte-stimulating hormone receptor-like. The record is from RefSeq and is a predicted model, not a curated record. NCBI's taxonomy places the organism in Eukaryota, Metazoa, Cnidaria, Anthozoa, Scleractinia, Pocilloporidae.